Messenger RNA from Bacillus rossius redtenbacheri, 2325 nucleotides. RefSeq names its product sulfide:quinone oxidoreductase, mitochondrial (gene Sqor). Gene Ontology annotation, cellular component: mitochondrion. Lineage: Eukaryota; Metazoa; Arthropoda; Insecta; Phasmatodea; Bacillidae. The record is from RefSeq and is a predicted model, not a curated record. The transcript has 8 exons. Gene Ontology annotation, molecular function: FAD binding; sulfide:quinone oxidoreductase activity. Bases 489 to 1799 code for a protein of 436 amino acids.
AACGAUAUUUGAACAAGGAUAAAUUGACACUUUGGCUGUUGGUGUAAGCUGUAGGCCUCAUAGAAAAAAAAAGUAUAGGCAAAACUGGGGGAGGUCUACCAUUCACUCAUCAUUCUGGACAUACCCGAAUACUCACGUUGGCUUCUUUCAACAGACGAGAGAGCCAAACGCCCGAUCGUGCAUCUUCGGUUUUUUUUGUUCAUUGUAAAUAAAUAUACAACUCAUGAUAACUAUUUGGUUAGGAUAGCUACAUUAAAGAUACUGUGAAAUCAUGUAAACUGUUUACCCCAAAUAAAUACACCUGUUGUGGUACGAAAAAAUAAAGCGAGCAUGAACUUCGGGAACCUUCGGGUUUGCUCUUUCAUCUGUGAAAAGAAGGCUUGCCAACGUGAGUAUUCGGGUAUGUCCAGAAGGACGAGUGAAUAGUAGGCUUCCCGCAAACUGGCGGUGUUUAGAAUAUUUGGUUAAUGAGGCAAUAACGGAGCAGAAUGUUUAAAAGAAAUAGUUGGUUAGCUGUGAAAAGAUUUUCAACUACAGCUCAAAAAAAUGAAAAAAUUAGUUGCAAAUUGCUGGUGGUUGGAGGCGGGUCUGGUGGUUGUUCGAUGGCUGCAAAGUUCAGCAAGAAAUUAGGGAAAAAUAAAGUCGUCAUUGUCGAACCGGCUGCAAUGCACUACUACCAGCCCUUGUUCACGCUGGUGGGGGGUGGGCUGAAGUCGCUGGCCCAGGCGGGGCGCCCCAUGGCCUCCGUGCUGCCCCGGGAGGCCCGCUGGCUGCAGGACGAGGUCGCGGAGUUCAGCCCCGCCCACAACCAGGUGCGCACGCGCGAGGGCCACGUCGUCGACUACGAGUACAUGAUCGUGGCGACGGGCGUCAAGCUCAACUACGACCAGAUCCCGGGACUGCUGGAGGGUCUGUCGCGGCCGGACAGCGGGGUGUGCUCCAACUACUCCCCGAAGUACGUGGACCUGACCCGCAAGUCGCUGGAGGCCUUCAUCGAGGGCAACGUCAUCUGCACGUUCCCGAAGCCACCCGUCAAGUGCCCGGGGGCGCCUCAGAAGAUAGCGUACCUGGCAGACGACUUUCUCAGGAAGCGCGGGAAGCGGCAGUCGGCGGAGGUGAUGUACAACACGGCGCUGCCCAUGCUGUUCGGCGUGAAGAAGUACGCUGACGCGCUGUGGCAGGUGGCACGACGGAAGGGCGUGCGUGUGAACGUCGGCAGGAACCUGCUGGAAGUGAAGCCCGACCGGAGGACUGCAGUGUUCGAGGACCUGACCAGGCCCGGCACCACGGAGGAGGUAGAGUACGCGGUGCUCCACGUGACGCCCCCCCAGGGCCCGGUGGGCGCCCUGCGCGGCUGCGCGGAGCUCACGGACACGGCAGGCUUCCUGGACGUGCACAGGGAGACGCUGCAGCACGCUCGCUUCCCCAGCGUGUUCGGCAUCGGAGACUGCACCAAUCUCGCCUGCUCCAAGACCGCAGCGGCUGUGGCGGCCCAGAGCGGGGUGCUGCGUCGCAACCUGGAGGCCGCGAUGGGGGGCUCCUCCGUGCUGCCCGCCCGCUACGACGGCUACGCGUCCUGCCCGCUCGUCACGGGCGCCAACAAGUGCAUCCUGGCGGAGUUCGACUACGACAUGCGGCCGCUGGAGACGUUCCCCGUGAACCAGGCGGUGGAGCGCACCUCCAUGUACCUGCUGAAGGCCCACGUGCUGCCCCACCAGUACUGGCUCGCCAUGCUCAGUGGGUAUUGGGAAGGACCAAAAACAAUCAGGAAGCUGUUGCACCUUGGGUUGAGCAGGUGACCAUUACAACUGGCCACGGCAUUGGACAGCGUGAAGUCACACCGGUUUUCUUUCUCUCUCUCCAUAUGUAAUUGUCAAGUAAGUUUGGGCUGGUAAUGGUAUAAACGUGAAAUGUUAAUACAGCUCCAUCUACUAGGCCUGUGCAAUGUUUUUUUUUUUAGUUCAAAUCAAAUAUAAACAUAUUUUUUUGUGAAUAUCAAAUACAAAUAUUUUUUUAAAAUGAAUUUAUAAUUUGAAUAGGUAUAUAUUGAAAAUAUUUCUUUCAUUAGUUGAAAACUGCUUUUAGUUUGUUUGCUUGGAAAAAAAAUAAUUAUGUAUUUGUAGACCAAGUAUUGAAUUUGUCUAAUGUUGAAACUUUGCAGAUGUAUACAUACUUUUAUAUAUGCUUUGUUAAUUCCUUUGAGUUCCUGCAAAGGUGGUUUAUUCUGCUGUGAUAAUAGUGGCUCUGCCCAUAUGUUUACUUAGAGUAUUUUUGUACAUGUUGUGUAUAAAUAAAAAUAAAAGGUAUUUUCAGUUAGUACCAUUA